Hordeum vulgare subsp. vulgare (domesticated barley) is the source of this 2887-nucleotide messenger RNA. Its product is annotated as receptor-like protein 2. The record is from RefSeq and is a predicted model, not a curated record. Gene Ontology annotation, molecular function: protein binding. Bases 509 to 2614 code for a protein of 701 amino acids. The transcript has a single exon. NCBI's taxonomy places the organism in Eukaryota, Viridiplantae, Streptophyta, Magnoliopsida, Poales, Poaceae.
UGUUAUAACCACUCCUACAUCAUAGGAUCAUUAGGAGAAAUGGCUGUGCCACACAAAUAGGGGUAGCCAAAUCUAUAUAUUGUACACUUUGUAACAUCAUUGUUUAAGGAAUCACAACAGAUAUUCCAACUGUGCCGUCCCUUCGUCGUCGCUACCAGCACACCAGCAGAGAUAGGAACCAAGGUAGAAGAAGGGCGCGCGGCCGCUUUGUGCACGUGAUCCACGCCCACGCGCUGACUUUGCUGGGUACCAGCACACAACGCUGUCGACCACUACCAAACAUCUCUCAAAAAUGACAUCACCCAACGAAACUAGACAAGUCCCAAUUGCCCACGAGGCUUACUCCAAUCGGAAUGGCCGGUUUCCUUCUCACUUUCUCGUGCUCUUCCUUCUUCAUUAGGCCAUUGAUUGAUGUUUUACCUCACCAACCAACAAGAACCUGGUUUUCACCGCAACGCAGCGCAGCCAACUCCACAUUUCACGCAGCAACUACACCAGGAAAUCCAGCAUGUCCUCCCUUGGCUUGGCUCUGGUGCUGCUCGUCUCAAUGGUCUCUCCGGCGACAACGAGGAGCUCCUGCUCCAAGCAGGAGGAAAACUCCCUUCUCCAGCUCCUCGCCGGGCUCUCACGGCACGGCGGCCUCGCCGCGUCGUGGCAGAGCAACACCCACUGCUGCGCAUGGGAAGGGAUCACAUGCAACCAAGAUGGAAAGGUCACCGAUGUUUCGCUGGCUUCUCGAGGCCUCGAGGGGUCCAUCUCGCCAUUCCUCGGCAACCUCACCAGCCUCUUGCGCCUCAAGCUGUCGCGCAACUCACUGUCCGGCGACUUGCCGCUAGAGUUGGUUUCAUCAAGCAGCAUAAUCGUCCUCGACGUCAGCUUCAACCGCCUCACAGGAGCGCUGCAUGAGCUGCCAUCUUCAACCCCUGCGCGGCCUCUGCAGGUAAUGAACAUCUCAAGCAACUUGUUUACAGGCCAAUUUCCAUCCACCACAUGGAAAGCAAUGGAGAAUUUGGUCGCGCUCAAUGCCAGCAACAACAGCUUUACUGGGCAGAUACCAAUGACGCUAUGUGCGAGUGCGCCAUCUUUGGCCGUGCUUGAGCUCAGUUUUAACAAAUUCAGUGGAAAUAUCCCUCCAGGGCUCAGUAGUUGCUCCGUGCUGAAGAUGCUCAGCGCUGGCUACAACAACCUCUGUGGGAAUCUUCCAGUCGAGCUCUUCAAUGUUACCUCAUUAGAGCACCUCUCUUUGCCUAACAAUUGGUUAGACGGAGCUGUCAAUGGCAUCAGCAAGCUCACAAAUCUGGUCACCCUUGAUCUAGGGGAGAAUGGUUUCAGUGGCAACAUUCCAGAGUCUAUAGGUGAUCUGAAGAGAUUGGAGGAGCUGCAUUUGGAACACAACAAUAUGUCAGGGGAGCUGCCAACAGCUCUAAGCAACUGCACAAAUCUUGUAACAAUUGACCUCAACACCAACCGCUUCAGUGGACAACUUAACGAGGUCAAGUUUGCGAGCCUGUCGAAUCUAAGAAAAUUAGAUCUUCUUUUCAACAACUUCACCGGAACAAUUCCAGAAAGCAUAUACUCCUGCAGCAAGCUGAGUGCACUACGGCUAUCUUACAAUCAAUUCCAUGGUCAAUUGUCAGAAAAAAUAAGCAAUCUGAAGUCCCUCUCAUUCCUAUCACUUUCUAAUAACUCGCUUACAAAUAUCACAAGGACGCUUCAGAUCCUUAGUAGUUCCAAGAGCCUCACCACCCUUUAUAUUGGAUGCAACUUCCUGCAUGAGACCAUGCCAGAGGAUGACAGCAUUAUUGGUUUUGAGAACCUUCAGGUUCUUUCCAUGAGUGAGUGUUCAUUGUCUGGAACAAUACCUGAUUGGUUAUCAAAGCUCACAAACUUAGGGAUGCUAUUUUUACAAAGCAAUCAACUAUCUGGACAGGUACCAGACUGGAUCAGCAGCCUAAACUUGCUUUUCUAUCUAGACAUAUCAAACAACAGCUUUACAGGGGAAAUUCCAACAGCCUUAAUGGAGAUGCCAAUGCUAAGAUCAGACAAGACUGCAGCAAAGGUCUUCUUUGAGCUGCUUGUUUGGAACGAGAACACAUUUAUGCAAUACCUCAUGCUCAGUGCUUUUCCUAAAGUGCUUAAUCUGGCCAUCAAUAAUUUCACUGGUGUGAUACCAGAGGAGAUCGGACAGUUAAAAGGACUCAUUUCACUCAACUUGAGCUCUAACAGGUUAUCUGGAGAGAUACCAAAACAGAUCUGCAAUCUGACGAACCUGCAGGUGCUUGACUUGUCUGGUAAUCAACUCACUGGUACAAUUCCAGCUGCAUUGAAAAAUCUGCACUUCCUUUCCAGAUUCAACGUUUCUAAUAAUGACCUGGAAGGCCCUAUUCCAAACGUGGGCCAGUUUAGCACAUUUCCGGAUUCUAGCUUUGGUGGAAACCCAAAACUGUGUAGCCCUAUGAUCCCAAACCAUUGUGGUUCAGCAGAAGCAGGUCCGGUCUCCACAAAACACAUUGGUAAUGAGGUUAUCUUUGCGAUCGCCUUUGGUAUUUUCUUUGGAGUAGGAGUCCUAUAUGAUCAGAUAGUCUUAAGCAGAUAUUUUGCUAAAGCCUUGUAAUUGUCUCACUGCCCAAACCAUGUGAGCUCAAGUGGUUCUCAGUUCAGCAAGAUGAUGUCAGUGGCUCCAGCCCCAGCAAGAUAAAAAAUCCCAGGAAAAUCCGGUAUCUCGAGCCAUUGGCAAUCUGUACCCCAUGUAAAUGAAAAUCGUUAGCGAGUGAGUAAACAUCAAGAGUGUGUAAUUCCAUUUAUUAUUUUAGAGAAUGUAUAACCAACCUUUUCACUAUUUACUUUGCUAAAGGUGAGUGAAUGUUCAUCCAGGAUCAGUGAUGAA